Messenger RNA from Pongo pygmaeus (Bornean orangutan), 2241 nucleotides. Its product is annotated as ubiquitin-conjugating enzyme E2 variant 1-like. The transcript has a single exon. The record is from RefSeq and is a predicted model, not a curated record. NCBI's taxonomy places the organism in Eukaryota, Metazoa, Chordata, Mammalia, Primates, Hominidae. The coding region runs from base 384 to 677 and encodes 97 amino acids.
AAAAUUAGGACGUAAAAGGCUUUAUGGCUUUCUCCUUGUUCUUUGACUUAGAUUAUUCGCUCUGGGAGAAGCCAGCUGUCGUGUCAUAAGGAUACUCAAGCUGCACUAUGCAAUGUCCACAUGGCAAAAACUCAGUCCUCCUGCCAACAGGAAGCCCAAGAACUUGGGCUAUCUGAGCACAGUCAGCCUUAAGAUGACUGUAGUUCGGGGCUGGCCUUCAAGUGUCAGCAACGCAAGAUGGCAGCCACCAUGGGCUCGGGAGUAAAAGUCUCUCGCAAUUUCUGACUGUUGGAAGAACUCAAAGAAGGCCAGAAAGGAGUAGGAGAUGGCACAGUUAGCUGAGGUCUAGAAGAUGAUGAAGACAUGACACAAGAUGGGCAGGGAUGAUAACUGGGCCUCCAAGAACAAUUUUUGAAAACCAAAUAUACAGCCUUAAAAUAGAAUGUGGACCUAAAUACCCACUAGCACCCCCCUUUGUAAGAUUUGUAACAAAAAUUAAUAUAAAUGGAGUUAAUAGUUCUAAUGGAGUGGUGGACCUAAGAGCCAUAUCAGUGCUAGCAAAAUGGCAGAAUUCAUAUAGCAUCAAAGUUGUCCUGCAAGAGCUUCAGCACCUAUUGAUGUCUAAAGGAAAUAUGAAACUCCCUCAGCCACCGGAAGGACAGUGUUACAGCAAUUAAUCAAAAAGAAAAACCACAGGCCCUUCCGCUUCCCCCCGCCCCAUUCGAUUUAAGCAGUCUUCAUUUUCCACAGUAGUAAAUUUUCUAGAUACAUCGUGUAGACCUCAAAGUACUGGAAAGGAAGCUCCAAUUCAAAGGAAAUUUAUCUUAAGAUACUGUAAAUGAUAUUAAUUGUUUGUCCAUUUGAAAUAUAUAAGUUUUGCUAUAACAAAUCAUCCUAUCAAGUGUAACCACUGUCCACGUAGUUGAACUUCUGGAAUCGAGAAAUUCUAAUUAAAUUGAUUCCCAUCAUAACUAGUGGGGCACAUCUAACUCAACUGUGAAAAGAAACAUCACACAAUCACCUUGCUGAUUACAUGGCCUGGGGGUCUCUGCCUUCUCCCCUUACCCUCCUGCCUCCCACCCUCCCUGCAACAGCCCUGUAGCUUGGCUUGUUAGAGUGGAUGUGAAGGUUUCAGGUUGCAGCCUGUGGGACUACUGCUGGGUGUGUGGGGUGCUUUGCCUGCACCCCUGGUUUCUUUAAGUCUUAAAUGAUGCCCCUUCCAAUCCAUCAUCCUGUCCCCACACUCCACCACUCCUGCCUUUGGCAGAAGCAUAGAUUGUAACCCCUCUGCUCCCCUCUGAGAUUGGCCUUUGGUAAGGAAUCCAGGGCUUUCCCCGUAUCUUCUCUCCCCAACCUUUAUUGAGGGAUGCUGCUUUUUCUUCCCUCCUCCUCAAGUUGCUUUCUGCACCAUCACCACUCAGUACCUUCCAUGACACUUCCUUGCUUUGGCCAGAAGCCAUCAGGUAAGGUUAGAAAGUCUCUAACCUCCCUUGUUUAGUUUUGGAACCAUACUUAUUCACUCUCCAUCAGCCUGGGAAAUGAAUAUUGGGUUUUCAGCCCUGCCACCCUCUGCUGUCAUCAGCUGAUGCAUUUUUAGCUCAGGUUUUGAUAAGGUGAAAAGGAAAGUCACCAGGGUUACUCAGACCUGCCAGCUCUCGGAGUCCUUGGUGGUUGAAAUUGGAGAAAGACCACAAGAAGACACUUGUAAGCACACAUGAUCCCUCUGAAUCGUUUUACUUUCCUGUAAUUGCUUUUGCUUUUAAAAACUGAAGAAGUUUUAAACAGGGCUUUCAUUUGGUCAUCCUUGCAAUCCAUUGAGGUCUAGUUUGGAAUCUGACAACUGGAACAAAAAGAACCUUGAAUCCAGUGCAUGCCUUGGUUUUGGUGCUGCUGCUGCUUCUCAAGAUCCUCAGCAGGGAUUAAGAAAGAACCCAAUGUGCAUAGCAGAUCCCUGAAAUUGGCGGGCUUGACCUCCUGGGAAAUUGGUGCAUCUUUCCACUUUCUGUUCAGGACCACUAAAUGCUGAAAUGUGGAUGCAUACCGAAAUAAAAGUAAUUCAUUGUGUAAAAAAAUAAAAUAACUCUAGUUCAGGAUGACAUCUUGACUGCAACCUCAUGAGAGACCCUGAGCCAGAACCCCCUAGGUAAGCUGCUCCUAAAUUCCUGAACCACAGCAGAAAUUAUGAGAUAAUAUUUAGUGCUUUAAUCUACCAGAUUUUGAAGUAAUUCUCUCUCUCUCUCU